CAAAAUUUGUUUUAAAAAAAAAGUUUCGAUUUUCCAAAAAUAUCCCUAUAAGCUUUGUUUUUUGGUUUUCCUUCGUAUAUAACUAGCUACCAUCUGGAAUUUAAUCGGUACCCUUUCAAGUUCUCUGUACAACCUCUUUUGUUUAUUGAUCAUCGUCUCCAGAAACAACGCAGAGGGUUUCUCUCGCGAGCGAAGUCAGUUUCCAUUUGAAAUUUUCCCGGGAAAAUGAGAGAAAUCCUCCAUAUACAGGGUGGCCAAUGCGGCAACCAAAUCGGAGCCAAGUUCUGGGAGGUGAUCUGCAACGAGCACGGGAUUGAUCCGACGGGAAGGUACGACGGCGACUCCGAUCUGCAGCUCGAGCGAAUCAAUGUCUACUACAACGAGGCAAGCGGUGGAAGGUACGUACCUCGUGCCGUCCUGAUGGAUCUGGAGCCUGGAACCAUGGAUUCCAUCAGAUCCGGCCCCUUCGGACAGAUUUUCCGGCCAGAUAACUUCGUCUUCGGCCAAUCCGGCGCCGGGAACAACUGGGCUAAGGGCCAUUACACUGAGGGAGCCGAAUUGAUCGACUCAGUGCUCGACGUUGUUAGAAAGGAAGCUGAGAAUUGCGACUGCUUGCAGGGGUUCCAAGUUUGCCACUCAUUGGGUGGAGGAACUGGCUCUGGCAUGGGAACACUUCUCAUCUCCAAGAUAAGGGAAGAGUAUCCAGAUCGUAUGAUGCUCACGUUUUCAGUCUUCCCAUCUCCUAAAGUCUCUGACACUGUCGUGGAGCCAUACAACGCUACGCUCUCUGUGCACCAGCUUGUGGAGAAUGCUGACGAAUGUAUGGUUUUGGACAAUGAAGCUCUCUACGAUAUCUGCUUCCGCACCCUGAAGCUGGCCACUCCAACUUGUAAGUGGUUUCCUUUUUUCUUCUUUCUUUCAUCAUAUCAUCUUUAG
Messenger RNA from Thlaspi arvense, 936 nucleotides. The record is from the annotation of a GenBank genome assembly. Lineage: Eukaryota; Viridiplantae; Streptophyta; Magnoliopsida; Brassicales; Brassicaceae.